Dendrobium catenatum is the source of this 586-nucleotide messenger RNA. RefSeq lists its product as uncharacterized. The transcript is spliced from 2 exons. The coding region runs from base 33 to 434 and encodes 133 amino acids. Lineage: Eukaryota; Viridiplantae; Streptophyta; Magnoliopsida; Asparagales; Orchidaceae. Gene Ontology annotation, cellular component: chloroplast thylakoid membrane. The record is from RefSeq and is a predicted model, not a curated record.
AUUGAUGCCAUAAUCUCAACUUCAUCAUAACAAUGUCUUCUUCCAUUUCUCCUCUCCAGCUUUCAUCACCUGCAAAAGCUCGACGGCUGACCGCUGCAUCGCCACUGGAGUCUCCAAAAUCCAAAUGCUUUGGAUUUCGUCCAGCAACCACUCAGUCGUUCUCCAGGGUUGUGAGCGUUUCUGCUGUUGGUGAUGUAUCAGCUGAUAGCAACAUUUAUCUGUUUGCCGGCGCUGCAGCGGUGGCGCUCAUUGGGACAGCGUUUCCCAUAUUUUUUGCCCGCAAGGAUUUAUGUCCAGAAUGUGAUGGGGCAGGAUUCAUCAGACAAGCAGGUGCGACACUUCGAGCAAAUGCUGCUAGGAAGGAUCAAUCUCAAAUUGUUUGUCCUCGCUGCAAUGGGCUUGGAAAAUUAGGACAAAUCGAUAAACUGAAGUAGGGGUGUUUUUCAGAUUAUACCCUCUAAAUUUGAUAUCUCUAUGCUACUCGAUUGAUAGGGUGAUGCUUGAACCUUUUGCUUUUUAUUUCUCAAAUGUUGAACUUUGUGAGUUACAUGAUAUGGAAGAGAGGCUUUCUUGAUAUUGUUCAUUC